Messenger RNA from Nannospalax galili (Upper Galilee mountains blind mole rat), 1151 nucleotides. Its product is annotated as translation initiation factor IF-2-like. The record is from RefSeq and is a predicted model, not a curated record. The coding region runs from base 16 to 756 and encodes 246 amino acids. NCBI's taxonomy places the organism in Eukaryota, Metazoa, Chordata, Mammalia, Rodentia, Spalacidae. The transcript has 2 exons.
CAUAAAGGACCAGAGAUGCACUCAGAACAAAGGUAUGGGAGAGGCGCAGCGUCCACGUCCCGGUGUUCAAACCUUUCAUUUCUCUGGAAAAAUACCCGCGUUUUCAGACACAAGUCCCUAUGGUUUCGGAGCUCCUCCCGGAGCUGGGAGGUUCAGUUCCGCCUUCUUCGGCCCGGCCUGGGGCCACCGCCCUCCCGAGACCUGGCAGCGUCCCCUGCGCGCGCAGCGCUCCCGGCGCUCAGCCGCAACCCACCUCCUCUGCGUCCCGGCCCUUGGGGACGCCCAGGCUCUGGAGCCCCUGCUGCAGCUCGCCGAUGUCCACCACGCCGUCCCGGCUUCGGUCCAGCACCUGGAACAGGGUCUCGUAGCGCGUGGACGGCUCCGCAUCCUGGCAGGCCGCCGAGGACAGCGCGAAUCCCCGCAGCCAGCGCAGCAUGGUUCCGGGGAAGUCAGCAAGCCUACCACCUGCGGGGCGCGGCCGCUAGGGACUCCGACGCCAGGCUGGGCGUGGGGGGACGCCGUCCCGGGCGAGGCCUAGGCGGGAGCGGGAACCGAGCUGCGCGGCGGGCGUGGCAGCCCAGCUGCUGCUCUGGGCGGAGCUGGCCUCCGGGAGGGACGGGCCAGCCUACAGUAGGGGCCCUGCUGGGUGCUCUGAUGCUUGGGAAGAAGUUCUGCUUCAUCCCAGAAAUGGAUGUGGUUCUGAGGUUUGGUGUUCAAAGUUCAGGUGAGACAGAACUUCUGCAUAACAUGCGGUAACGGUAACUGGACACACACUGGAUCUACCGAGAGAAGAGCAGAGUCCUAGUCCUCCUGCUGAGCGAAUCUGAAGCCCAGGCAUAGCAUGGUCUCUCCAGGUGAGAAAGAACAGCUGCCUCCUACCAGGAGAGGUCUUUAUGCUCUACAGCACCCAGCACCAAUCAGGAUGCCCUCACUGUCAUCAAUCUCAGUUUAAUCACAGCUGCUUACUAGAAACCAGUUCUAUCCUGUUGUCACCAGGCAUUUAAAUGAAAACCUAAACCACUCUUGUCUACAAAGGCCAGGAACUAAGACCCUGAAUUUGCCUCCUUCCUUCCCCUUUUGUUUAAAACAUACUAUUGUGAAUAAAGAAUGCAGGUAAGGACUGUCUGCUUAAUAAAAGUCAUUCUGAAACC